AUGGGAAAACACAAGAAAAAGAGGCACGCAGAGCGUGAUGAAAAGGAAGAAAUUCUUCGUAAAAUUCAGAAAUUGAAUGAUCAGGUUCAGCGUCUCUUUUCUGAACAGUCAAAUGUUAAUAAAGACUCAAGUCCCUUAGUGCUUGACACACCUACUGUGCCUGACGCAAAUAUCCUAGGCGACAAGCCUCCAUCUACAUCCUCUCCAGUCAUAUUCGAGGAGAUUUCUCCUGAUCUGAUUGACUUGGAAAGUUCACAAUUGGAUGAACUCGACUCAGAACUGUUGGAGGUUCUGGGCGCAGACCCAUCAAAGCCUGUUGAGACAGAGAUCUUUUUCCAGAAUGAUCUAGAGGCUCGCUGGAGUUUUUGGUUAACCUCGAAGGUUCAACAGGAGGUCCUAACCAAAAUGAUGGAUAGGUAUCCUCGUUCUUCCAGUAAAUGUCUCUUUGAGGCCCCUAAACUCAAUCCAGAGAUUGCAUCCAUUUCGACAGAUGCCUUGACUCAAAGGGACAAAAAGUUUUGUGCUUCUCAAAAUCUCACAGGCUCUGCUCUCGUAGCUCUGGGAGCGGCUAUUUCAAGUUUACUCGCGGAGGAGAUCGACAAACUAGACCUUCUCCAGAAGUUAUGCGAUGCAGGGAAAAUGAUGACCCAAAUUCAUUUUGGUUUCUCUACGACGAGGCGAGCUUUUAUAUCACCUAGCUUAAAUAAGCAGGUGCGCAGUGCCCUUGAAGAGACAACUCCAGAUCAGAUGCUGUAUGGUUCUAACCUCUCCGACAAGGUGAAAGAGUUUAAGACAUUGUCCAAGUUGGGCCAGGAACUUAAGAUCCCUCCAGCUCUACCGAAGAAACAAAGUUCUUUAAACCCGAAGAGCUCAUUUGUGAGGUUCAGGAAACAAAUGGGCCAGAAGCCUCAGACAUCAUCCAAAUCGAGCAGCAGCUCCUUCAAUCGCAGAAAAUUUCCCAAACGCAACAGCAACCCUCAGCAGACGUCGUCAGCAGAGUCGUCGAACACGCACGAGAACAAGAAGCCAUGGUAA
Diachasma alloeum is the source of this 1035-nucleotide messenger RNA. RefSeq lists its product as uncharacterized. Lineage: Eukaryota; Metazoa; Arthropoda; Insecta; Hymenoptera; Braconidae. The record is from RefSeq and is a predicted model, not a curated record. Bases 1 to 1035 code for a protein of 344 amino acids. The transcript is spliced from 2 exons.